Messenger RNA from Striga hermonthica, 1116 nucleotides. NCBI's taxonomy places the organism in Eukaryota, Viridiplantae, Streptophyta, Magnoliopsida, Lamiales, Orobanchaceae. The record is from the annotation of a GenBank genome assembly.
AUGCUAUGUGCUAGCCUUUCAAUGCAGAGGACAAAAAGGUUCUAUAACCCGGCGGCGGAGCGAAUUGAGAGCGUCAGUGGUCCCGCCGGGCAUCGAUCGGACUUACUUGAGUCCGAAAUCGUGGGAUCGUCCCACGGUUGGGUGGCACUGUUCAACCCCCGCAACAACUCUGUUGUUCUAUCAAAUCCUUUUACCCACCGCCACAUCAACCUCCCGCCCGUGCACGCCUUGCCCGACCCGGAGAUCAACCUGACCGACGGCCGUGGUCACGUGUCUAAAGUCGUGCUCUCGUGCUGCCCAGACGAGGACGAUGAAGGCUGCCGCGCCGUCAUGUCCUACGGCCCGGGAGACAGGACUUAUGAGGAUUUUACAUAUUGUUCCAAGCGUGAAGUGUUUAGCUGCACAACGCAGUUUGAGGUCGAUUUGGAGGAGUGGAGCCUUGACAUUCCAACCCAAUUCGAGGUUUGGGAUCUUCUUUCUGACCCUCACUCCUGGAAAUCCAAAUCCAAACUUAUCUACUGGCACUCGAUAGACAUUGAAGGCCCGAAAUGCCCGUGGAUAGAGGAAAAUAUGGAUAUUGUCAAGUCCUGCAGGCAGAUACCGUACCUUGUGUACGACAAUCAUGGAGAUCGGCUCUUUCUCGUGGUUCGAUUCGUCAUCCAACGAGCCUGCAUUAACCGACCUUUUGCGGAUGUGGACAGCAUACCCUACGAUCCGGUGAGCGACCGCUUGAUGGUCCAUCUCUAUCCCCACAAAACUAUCGGUUUUUCGGUUGUUGAACUCGAUUUUGAAACGGGACCAAUUUCCCGAAUCAAUGGCCUCAGUCGGAUUGUGGGUGGUUGCGGCAAUUCCUUGGAUGGCCUCGCAAUGUUUAUAGGAUUGAACCACUCAUUUGCAGUGCCAUCAGCGGCUGACUCGGGUUUGAAGCCCAAUUGCAUUUACUUCACCGAUUCCAACAAGCAUCAGGUUCCAUUAGAUUCCAUCUAUGGCGGCCAUGACAUAGGGAUUUUCGAUUAUGAGAACAAGACUUUGUCUCCAUGCUAUUAUACAUGUGAUGUUCGAAGCUAUAGAAGAAUUGUGCCAACACCUGUGUGGCUCACUCCAAGCACACAUUAA